Molecule: messenger RNA, 6224 nt
Organism: Spirometra erinaceieuropaei
Lineage: Eukaryota; Metazoa; Platyhelminthes; Cestoda; Diphyllobothriidea; Diphyllobothriidae
Source: the annotation of a GenBank genome assembly
AUGCAGACACCGCGAGCAUGCGUUACUGAGUCCCUCUCUAACGGCAGCUACGUCCACCUGGGCCUUAAACGCGGUCUGUUAGAUGAGCUUCAACUUCGACCUUCGGCUUUGUUCCCGAAAAUACGGGUUCAACUCCACAUUGACGGAAUGAAGCUAUUUAAAGGGUCUGGCCAGUGUCUAUGGCCAAUCCUCGGUCGAGUCAGCUAUCCUGUCCGUGGACUGCCGUUUGUUGUUGGAGUGUUCUCUGGUUCCGGCAAGCCUGAGCCUUUGGAUGUAUUUCUUGGCCAGUGCAUCUCAGAACUGAAGGAUAUUCUGACCAGCGGACUUCAGGUCCCGGAUACCGACGCUGUAGUUAGAGUUGAGCUGGCCAACGUCAUCUGCGACACACCUGCUCGGUCCUACGUCCGGCAAGUAAAAGCGCAUAAUGGCUAUUACGGCUGCGACAGGUAAUUGCUAUAAUCGACGAAAAUGUAAUCCUCCUAGGUGUUGUCAUAUGGGUAGGUGCGUGGCAAACCGCAUGAUCUUCCCCGUACACAGAGGGCGUCUGCGGGAUGACAGGUCAUUCCGCACAAGAAGUCAGGAGCAGCACCAUAAAGGCACCUCACCUUUCGAGGACCUGCCUAUUGAUAUGGUUGCUACAUUUCCAAUUGACUACAUGCAUCUCGUUUGUCUUGGAGUCAUGCGGAAGCUCCUGCAUAUGUGGCGGCUUGCAACGGGGAAACAGUCAAUUGCUAUUAAUGAGUCUAUUAAACAAUGCAGUCAAUGUCUGCCUGCUGAAUUUUCCCGCAAGUGCAGACCUCUUGACUGUCUUGAAUACUGGAAGGCUGCAGAAUACCGGCAGUUCCUACUGUACAUCGGUCCUGUAGUCCUUGCUAACCAUCUCGAUUCCUCCCAUUAUGAACAUUUCCUUCUUUUGUUUGUUGCCGUUUUUAUAUUUUCCCAUCCCAUUUUGCAUAAAUCCCUAAUUGAUUUUGGACGUAUGCUGUUAGAUAAAUUUGUUUCUGAUUUUCCAAUCUUGUACAGUCCUGCAGAUCUUGUUUAUAAUGUUCAUUGUUUAGUCCACCUCCAUGAGGACGUUAGUCGUUUUGGAGUUUUGGACAAUUUUUCUGCCUUCCCUUUUGAAUCUUUUUUACAAACCCUUCGCGGUACCAUCAAGGGUCCAAGUAAUGUAGCCGCACAGGUGUACAAACGUUAUUCUGAGAGACGUUUGCCUGAGUUGCCAACUAUGGUCAGAACGUGACAAUGGAGCCCUGUUUUUUACGCAAAAAAGCUUGCUAUGGUUAGUCAGAAUAUGAUCAAGGGGGGCAUCUGCGCGAGUAUUAAAGUAUACAAGAUCAUCGAAGCCUAAAAGUGUAAGGGGACGUAAAUUCACGCGAUUAAAAUCACCGCAUAAGAGAGUAAGAUAGUCGCAGGAUAAUAUAGCAAGUUUUUGUGAGAGGAAGUCGAAAAAACGCGUCAAUGCGCCUUCACAGGAAGAGGGUGGAAUGUAAAUACUAACAAAUAUGAUGCCUUUAAAAUUACUUAACAAACGGGGCUUACAUAAAACAGCGACUACAUCUAUUAAAUCAUCAGAGUAAGAAAAAAAGGACUUACAGUCUCUACACCAAUUUUGAUUAACGAAAAUGGCAACGCCCCCACCUCUGCCACAAGAUAAAGAUUUUCUGUCUGUUCGAAAGCAGUAGAAGGAUGGGGGCGUAAUAAGCUGAGAAUCAAUGUCACUAUUAAGCCACGUCUCUUGAAGGCAAACAACUUCAGUUUUGCUGUGUUCUUUUUUCGACAAAAGUAGCUCCAAAUCAUGGGUUUUGUUGAAAAUAGAACGACAGUUUGUCGACAAGAAGGCAGGAAUUGACAAUUUGUGAUUCGGCUGACGUUUGAAUGCGAAUUGCCAGCCACAACGGUGUUUUCUCCGAUGCAUAGGCCGUUGUUGACGAAUAUUUGAUAAAGUCAACACAGAACGAUCACAAAUACGACAUAUUGGUCGUAAAGUACAACAGUUUGCUUCAUGGUCAUUCGUAAGUGAAAUUGACAAUUUAAUUCCGUUCAAAAGGGUGCUAGCGUACUGUAGAGACGACCUCAUAAACUUAGCUCAGACAAACAAAGGAUGCAAAACAAUUCAAAAUAUCGAAGAGAAAAGGCACAAUAAUGUACAAUUAGUAAAAAUCCACACGUGAAUGGAGAGCUACAAAAAAUGGCAGCUCAAAUUCAAAAGCCACGACCAAAUCAAAACGAAAACUCAGAAUAAGCACUGACAAGGAAAUUGACCGAGUUUAAGAGAGAACAGUGAAUUGUUUUGUCUGUUGCAGGAUAAUGACUAAUAGCUAUCAGCGACGCUUAUAACGGGUCCAUAUUUCCAAAAUAUUAAAAUAAAAUGAACUACGCUGCAUUUGUUAGCAGGUACCACAGUUAAACCCUUUCAAAAGGGACAAAUACUGAGCAAAGGUUUUUUGAUCAAAGAAUAAUAUAAUAACUGCAAGCCCGUUAUAUGACUUAAAAUUUUUUGAUGGUUAGAUUGCAUAUAAAGCGGAAAGUGAUAUGCCAACUUUCCUCAACAUAUUCGUCACUGGCAGCGCAUUUGACACCUAUAUAAACAUUAAGCUGAUAUUGGACAGAAACCGCGUCCUCUCUCUCUCUCUUCGAAUGAAAUUCACACAUUGCUAGUAGACAACAAAGAAGGCGUCUAGAUGCCCUAUCUUUAUUUUAAAGGCUUUUCUCACUGAAUCUUAUUUUCGGUUUCGACAUCACUUAUGUGAAACCAUCUGGUUCAUAAAUGAUAAGGACUUCCUUGAAGAGUCUGUGGAGGACUCAUUAGACGUCUUUUCCCAGGGAAGCAUGAUGCAUAGUCCUAUUUGCCAACGACUCUCAUAAUAUUUUUCUCAGCGCAGUAUGUCCUGGUUAACUGAUGCAUCUGCCUACAAGACAGAGACCAAAACGACCAGGAUUGCAUUUAAGGAAAGAAUGAGUUUAACCAGUGUUCAUCCGACAGAAACGUUUUUUGCAUGAGCAUUGAAGCCCUGUUGCAACCUUUGAACAAUGAUUGCCAAACAAAAUAAGUUCAGCUAUAGUAGGUCAUAUCUGGGAUUUGAUGGGGGCAACACCCUAAGAUGAACGACUGAAGUGGAUGUGUGGACGACGGAAAGCCCAGGUAGACUGGCCUUAGAGACCGACCUGGUCACAGCCUCCUUAGUGUAUCCGCGAGUAGUGGAUAAUAAGUCAGUCUUCAGCGAAAGCUGUACGUAAAAUGAACUGAAUCCCGGAUCUGGUAAAUAGACCGAAUUAGGGCAUAUAGUGGUUAUACUUUCAGACGUUAUUUCCCACCGAUAGGCCGUAUAACGUAACUGCAAAUGCGUGCUACGUCGUAGUUAUGUUCAAACAUGGUCAAAUUUAGCUUGCUCAUUGCUAAGGCUUCAGCAUUUACCCACAAACCGCUGGCAAACCUAGUUUCAACCAGUUAUUUGGCCCCCUCACACAAGCAGUAACACGUCGUAACCUUCGGUGUAUUGCUGAAGAAGAAAGGCAGCUGACCUAAGAGGGGGGAGGGAGGAUGGCUCUGUGAGACUUGUUGUGUGAAAAUUGGAGUUGUUCUUGCGCACUGCGAAAUAAGAAGGCAUCAAGACAAAAACACACCUUCGGUUCAAUCUUUUUUUGCUUUCUGACAGCUGAAAAACAUGUUGGAGGAAUGACCCCAAGCGAGUAAAUUUUCGAAUCUAGUCAGGCGUUUGCCUUCGUUCGAUGCUGCAAUAGGCGAUUCAGAAGAAUCUUUUUAGUUAAUGGCUUUCUCUUGCUGUACGACACUCGCCGUCGGCGGAAAUGCGUUGUCAAUGAGAAUUAUACAGGCGGCUGUCGUUAACCUAGGGGUUGAGAACUGCAACGCAUUGUCUUGUAGAUAUGGUGGUGGUCUUAACUUGGUCAGUAAUAACGUCAGAUUGCCUUUGCAGCUGUGUGAGUAGAGGAUACUAUGCAGUGUGUUGAGCGCCGUAUCGUUGAAGACCGCGCCCUCAUUUGUGUGUGUGUGUGUGUGUGUGUGUGUGUGUGCGUGUUUUUCUCUGACUGAUGACCGUGUCCGCUUGUCCACGCUAGUUCUAAGUCCCAUAGCGUUAGGUAUUGUGUAUGCUCUCUCCUACUUCACUCCAUCACAUCAUCACCUCACCACCAAGGUCCCUGCCUAAUUCGGGUCGUUCUCUCACUAACAAAUAGUCGUGGCCCAUAGUGGAGUUCGGCAGCCCUCUGGGAUAACCGGGCAGCCCUGUUCAGGGAUGCAUUGCCUGCCCCCGCGAGGGGGAGGGGGCUAGAAAAGGUGCCCUAAAGAUCGCUGCGAUCCACGCUGUCUGUAGGCUGGCCGUGACCGCAGACAAAAAACACACGGUCGAAACAGCCAAAACCGAAACAACAACAACAACAACAACAACAACAACAACAACAACAAUCACUCUCUUCCUCUUCCAGCCUAUUCUUCUUCUUCUUCUCCUACUCCUACUUUUCGCCGCCGCAGUCGCCAGACUGGCAGGGUGAGCCCGCUCACUCUGGCAGCCUGGAAUGUUCGUUCCCUUUUAGACAAUCCGAGGAGCAACCGACCGGAACGGAGGACGGCGCUAGUGGCGCGAGAACUGGCGCGUUACAAGGUGGACAUCGCCGCACUCAACGAGACCCGAUUCUCCGAACAAGGCCAACUGGAGGAGGUGGGUGCCGGUUACACCUUCUUCUGGAAUGGUCGACCCAGGGCAGAGCGACGAGACGCGGGUGUCGUGCUGGGUCCCCACGGUCUCCGCGGCUCCAACGACAACGGCCUGCUGCUCCUCCGCACCUGCGCAGAACACCGCCUCACCCUGACGAAUACCUUCUUCUGUCUGCCGGAGCGAGAGAAGGCCACCUGGAGGCAUCCUCGGUCGCGUCAGUGGCACCUGCUGGACUAUGUCCUCGUCCGGAGGCGAGAUCAGCGGGACGUGCUGGUGACGAAGGCGAUCGCGGGUGCUGACGGGUGGACCGACCAUCGCCUCGUCAUCUCGAAGAUGCGUAUUCGCCUACAGCCUCGCAGGAGACCACAAGGUAAGCGACCCCCAGGUAAGCUGAAUGUUGCUUUGUUGUCUUUGCCUGCUCACCGUCUCCAUUUCAGCAAUGAGCUAGCUCAACUGCUAGACAACCUUCCUAUCGCUGCCGCCGCCGACGACGCCGCCGCCGCCGCCUCCGCCGCUGCCGAGAACGCCUCCGUGGAGAACCGCUGGUGUCAACUGCGUGACACAGUCCAAUCGACGGCGCUCGCCGUCCUCGGUCGCGCUCCCCGCCAACAUCAGGACUGGUUCGACGACAACGACGCUGCCCUCAGAAAUCUGCUUUCCGAGAAGAACCGCCUACACAAAGCCUACGUAGAUCACCCCACUGAGGACAACAAAGCUGCCUUCUACCGCAGUCGCCGACAGCUUCAGCAACGACUGCGCGAGAUGCAGGACGCCUGGACUGCUCGCAAAGCUGAGGAGAUCCAAGGCUACGCGGACCGCAACGAAUGGAAGAACUUCUUCUCCGCGAUCAAAGCUGUCUACGGUCCGCCGACGAAGAGCACUGCUCCUCUCCUCAGCGCCGACGGCAACACUCUCCUGACUGAGAAGACACAAAUCCUACAGCGAUGGGCCGAGCAUUUCCAGGGCGUCCUCAACCGCCCUUCCGUCAUCUCCGACGCCGCCAUCGCCCGCUUGCCGCAAGUGGAGACCAACGUGGAACUCGACCUCCCACCAUCUCUCCAGGAAACGAUCAGGGCCGUGCAGCAGCUCUCCAGCGGGAAAGCACCCGGAUCGGACGCAAUCCCUGCUGAGGUUUACAAGCACGGAGGUCCCCUACUGAUGGACCACCUGACUGCGCUCUUCCAGGAGAUGUGGCGUCAAGGUGAAGUCCCGCAAGAUUUCAAGGACGCAACUAUCGUGCACCUUUACAAGCGAAAAGGGAAUCGCCAAGUCUGCGACAACCACCGCGGCAUCUCCCUACUGAACAUCGCCGGGAAGAUCUUCGCUCGCAUCCUGCUCAACCGCCCCAACAACCAUCUGGAACAGGGCCUUCUGCCGGAAAGCCAAUGCGGCUUCCGUCUUCAUCGCGGGACCACGGAUAUGAUCUUCGCCGCCCGCCACCUUCAGGAGAAGUGCCAGGAGAUGCGGACCCACCUGUACUCUACCUUCGUGGACCUGACGAAAGCCUUCGACAUGGUGAAUCGUGAAGGACUGUGGAAGAUCAUGCAGUAA